CUAGAUAAAGCCCGUGUGCAGCAAUGAAAACCCAACGCAGCCAAAAAUAAAUAAAAUGAUUUUUUAAAAAAAGACCCUGUGUAAACCUUCCACAUGUACACAGGAAGUGUGUGCAAACCUGAAUCACCAGCUGCGGUAUAGUCAAUCCAAAAGAGCGAAGUAGAGCGUCAUGUAUCUGCUUCGAUAAACCUCAAAAACAUAAUGCUGGGCUUUUAAAAAAGCAAGUCGUAAGAGGACUUUGUGUCCUGCAUCCCUGAUACAGAGGGAUUCUACGCCAUUUUAUAUGAGGGACUUGAGCAUCCGCAGAUGUUGGUUUUCACACGGGGUCCUGGAACCAAUCCCCUGCGGUUACUGAGGGACGAACAGUACAACACUGCUUGUAUUAAUAUAAAGUUUGAAAACAUACGUGUAUUAUGUGUUGUUAUUUAUGGGCACAUACUCAUGUGGUGAGAAUAAAAAGCAUGCAUGGAAAUUAUUAAAGUUCAGCUUGCACCCCCACGUCACGUGUGUUAACACAGAUGUCUGGGCUCCACCUCAGAGUUUCUGGUGCAGUAGGUGUGGGGCAAGGACUUAAGAACCUGCAUUUCUCAGAAGUUCCAGGUGGUGCUGCGGCAGGUACAGGGACCACAGUUUGAGAACUACUGACAUACCAGCUUGAGGAUGGGGACUGUUUCUUGGGAUGGAGCAGAAUAGGACUGCGAGGGGCCCCUGGCUCCAACCAUGUUUGUAAUAGGUUAUUUCUUUAACAAGGGGAUGCAGUAUUACUUGACAAAGCUGGAUGGGUGCUCAUGAUCUUACGUUUUAACUUUCUUUAUGCUUGAAACAUUUCAGGAAAGAAAAAAGAUCCUAGUCGGUGAGGAAAAUGGAUUGGAAAAGAGAAAGCAGUGGGAGAGUGCGUAGGAAAGCGUUGCAGAAGCCCAGGAAGGUCACCUUCUAAGAAUCAGGCGUCGGUGGAAGAAGCUCAAGAGACCGUGAGGCCUGAGUGGUGAACGUCGUCAUCAUGUCCACAGGAGUCCUGGAAGAUGCCUGGAGGGAGAGAGGUGGAGAGAAAGAUGUGGGCCCGGAAUCUCGGUGAGGAAGGAGCUUGCAGAAGCCAGCGCCAUGGAGACGAGGCCCCAGGAGGGCAGGAAAGGGCCCCCGCCCAGGGACGUGCCCCCGGUGGUGGGACUGCUGCUGUCCAUGGCCCUCAUGAACGCCCUCCUCUACCUCUGCCUCGACUGGCUCUUCAUCUCACCCCGGCGCUCCACGGAGGACCCCACGCGCUGUCCCUACGGCCACUUCAGGAUGGGGCCGACGAGCAACUGCUCCCCGUGGCUGUCCUGCGAGCAGCUGAGGACAGAAGUGAGGCAGAUGAAGCGUGUCGGGGAAGGAGCCGUGAAGAGAGUGUUUCUGUCCGAGUGGAAGGAACGCAAGGUGGCUUUGUCGCGGCUCACCAGGCUGGAGGUAAGAGACGACUUCCUGCACGGACUGCGGAUGCUGAAGUCGUUGCAGAGUGAGCACGUUGUCACGCUGCUGGGCUACUGUGAGGAUGACAACAGCAUCCUCACCGAGUACCACCCCUUAGGCUCCCUGAGCAGCCUGGAGGCGACGCUGAACCUCUCCAAGUACCGAAGCACGAACACAUGGCAGCACAGGCUGCAGCUGGCCCUGGGCUACGUGGCCAUCAUCGACUUCCUGCACCGUAGCCCCCUGGGCACGCUGGUCAUGUGCGACUCCAGCGACCUGCCCAAGACGCUGUCCCAGUACCUGCUGACCGCCAACUUCAGCAUCGUGCUCAACGACCUGGACGCCCUGCCCCUGGUGAACCGCAGCACCGGGGCCCUGGUGAAGUGUGGCCACCGGGAGCUUCGCGGGGACUUCGUGGCCCCAGAGCAGCUGUGGCCCUACGGAGAGGACGUGCCUUUUCACGACGACCUCAUGCCCGCGUAUGACGAGAAGAUCGACAUCUGGAAGAUUCCAGACGUCUCCAGUUUCCUUCUGGGGCACGUAGAAGGGAGCGACAUGGUCCGAUUCCACUUGUUUGAUAUUCACAAGGCGUGUAAGAGCCAGACGCCUGCAGAGAGACCCACCGCUCAGGACGUCCUGGACACUUACCAGAAGGUUUUGAAUCUACUCAGAGACACCGCGACAUCUCAGACAAGAGAGAUGCUGUAAAAACCAGUGCAGUCGGUGAGGUAUGUGAGUCAAGGAUCGGAUGGAAGAGUUACAGUGGUUCCGCUCUGAUGGUGAGGUUUUUGCUGCUUUGACCCGUGGUUCUUCCAUCCGUGUGCACAAGUGAGCGGCUCCCUAUCCUGGCCACCUGGCAGGAGUUACUAAGCCAGAGCAAACCAGGCUUGAUGGGAGCCUGGCUUCAGGCGAAGGUGCAAAGAAGCAGCGAGUCUGGCCAGUAUCUGAAGGAAGUAACAAAAAUGGAGCUACAAAGAGGCUUCCCUAACACCUAAAUGUGUAAGCUUGUAAGAAAUGUAUGUAGAGAGGUUUUUAAAUUGCAGUGUACGGAAGAAACAAGCAGUAGUACUCGCUUUUUUAGGUGAGUAUUGCGGUGUAUUUCACUGGUACUGAUGAGGCAUCUCUACCAUUUCAAAUGAUUGCUCUGUGAAGCUCCCGGGCCGUUCCCUUCCCAGCGAGCUUGCACGUUCUUUGAAAUUUUGAAUGGAUAAGGAACGUUUAAAAUAUCAAGUAUGAUGGAGAUUAUGUUACUGCCUUGGAUGGUGCUUGUGAAAUUCCUACUUACCUUCCAGCUGGAUUUUCUGUGUCCAAAAUUAAUUAUUGUGAACAUUUUAUAUCAACAGUAUCUGUCACUCAUUACUGGAAGGUGUCAAGCCCUUCCACUUGAGCUGCAUGAUUGAAUCCUUCAAAUAGCUCUUUCCUUGGUCACUGUCAUCCUUGUUUGCAGGGGAUGAUGGAUUUGGUGCAGUCAUCAUCACCAGUAAGGGGGUUAAAGCUGACUGAGGGGCAGAGAUGCUGUGCAGCCGGCUGCCUGCCCCUGGCUUGCACAGGCCUCACAGUCACUGGAGUCACAGGGAGCUGGGCCCUGACCCACAGGCUCUGACUCAGUCUCUCUGGGUGGAGUCUGAGAGUUUGCAUUUCUCACUGGUUUCCAGGUGAUUCUGGUGCUGCCAGUCUGGGGACCACAUUUCGAGAACCACUGUGCUUAACUGUCAGGGAGGGCAACCCAGGCAGUGGGAUAAGGGGUAUUGUCAGUAUUAUCCCUAUUCUACUGCCUGUGGUUGAUCAGGUCCUGUGGGUCCUAUGGUUCGUCGGAGAACACGCUUUCCCAGAGUAUAUUAACUGCUACUUUCUGUUAUAAAAAUGCUGCCAGAACCCACUAGGACGGCUGUAAUCAGAAGGAUGGACAAUAACAAGUGUUGGUGAGGAUGUAGAGAACUGGAACCAUCAUACACUGCUGGUGGGAAUGUCAAGUGUUCCAGCUGCUUUGGAAAACAGUCUGGCAGUUCCUCAAAAAGUUAAAAUAGAGUUACCAUGACCCAGCAGUUCCCCUCCCCAGUAUUUAACUGAGAGAAUUGAAAACAUGGCCAUAAAAGAACUUGUACAUGAAUGUUCAUAGCAGCAUUAUUCGUGAGAGACAAAAGGUGAAAAUAACCCAAAUGUCCAUC
Aethalodelphis obliquidens (Pacific white-sided dolphin) is the source of this 3614-nucleotide messenger RNA. RefSeq names its product protein O-mannose kinase (gene POMK). The transcript has 4 exons. Gene Ontology annotation, biological process: protein phosphorylation; protein O-linked glycosylation; carbohydrate phosphorylation. Gene Ontology annotation, molecular function: ATP binding; carbohydrate kinase activity; protein kinase activity. Lineage: Eukaryota; Metazoa; Chordata; Mammalia; Artiodactyla; Delphinidae. The record is from RefSeq and is a predicted model, not a curated record. Bases 1102 to 2154 code for a protein of 350 amino acids. Gene Ontology annotation, cellular component: endoplasmic reticulum membrane.